This is a messenger RNA of Aricia agestis (brown argus), 4767 nucleotides long. RefSeq names its product tyrosine-protein kinase Btk29A (gene Btk29A). The record is from RefSeq and is a predicted model, not a curated record. Gene Ontology annotation, biological process: peptidyl-tyrosine autophosphorylation; intracellular signal transduction. The transcript is spliced from 17 exons. NCBI's taxonomy places the organism in Eukaryota, Metazoa, Arthropoda, Insecta, Lepidoptera, Lycaenidae. Bases 183 to 2138 code for a protein of 651 amino acids. Gene Ontology annotation, molecular function: protein binding; non-membrane spanning protein tyrosine kinase activity; ATP binding.
CAGAGGCAACUCGGCAAAAUAAGGAGUUGAAUAUAAAUUUUAGCACUAAUUAGCUGAAAAAGCGAUAAUAACAAAUUAAAUUACUCAUUUUAUAUAUGUAAAUUGUAUAGAUUCUUACUCGUUUGUGACAUAAAAAAUAAAUUGUUUGUACAGUUUUUGUGCGAUGACUAUCAGAUUUUAGGAUGGCUAGUGCUGAUGAAGAUGAGGUGAUACGUGAAGCUUUUAUGGUGAAGCGGUCUCAAAACAAGAAAAUUUUCACUCCAGUAAAUUAUAAGGAGCGUUGGGUUGUGCUGACUAAAAAAGCUCUAAUUUACUAUGAAACAGAUGGAAAUAAGAGAAAAGAACGCGGAAGGAUACCCACGAACGCCAUACAUACUGUGGAGCAGGCUCAAGGGGAAUUGACGAAACAGGUAGCUGACAUCGACAACGACAAGAGCCGCGCCUACAGGUACCCCUUCCAGGUGGGGUACACGGAACAGAACACAGACUACACAUUGUACCUCUCGGCCCGGGAGCAGAGCGAAAGACUGACCUGGAUAAACGACAUCCGGACCGUGUGCAUAUCGAACCCUCGCCGCGCACGCUACCACCCGGGUGUGUGGUCGCGCCGCUGGGCGUGCUGCGACGCCGAGCGCCGCGCGGCGCCGGGCUGCGCGCUCGCUGCCGUCUGGCCGCUACCCGAGCCCGACCUCGAGCUUAUACUGCGGGAGCAAGCUCCCAACAACAACGUCUUGGCAGUAGUCACCAUGCCAGGGGGAGGUGCGCCCCCCGGCACGCCUUCAGCUAAGCUAAAGGAGAAACCAAGGAUAAAAGUUGUGGUCGCGCUCUACCCGUUCAAAGCGAUCGAGGCUGGCGACUUGUCACUAGAGAAGGGUGCGGAAUAUGAAGUAAUAGAUGAUUCUCAGGAGCAUUGGUGGAAAGUCAAAGAUGAACACGGGUCAGUGGGCUACAUUCCAAGUAAUUAUGUGAAGGAGAAGGAAACUAUAGGAUUGCAGAAAUAUGAAUGGUACGUGGGUGAGAUGUCGCGGCAGCGCGCCGAGUCGCUUCUCAAGCAGGAGGACAAGGAGGGCUGCUUCGUCGUACGCAACUCCUCCACCAAGGGCAUGUACACGCUGUCCUUGUUCACUAAAGUGAAUCAUCCUCAAACGAAGCACUAUCACAUAAAGCAAAACGCGCGCGGCGAGUUCUACCUGUCGGACAAGCACUGCUGCGCGAGCAUCCCCGAGCUCAUCAACUACCACAAACACAACAGCGGCGGGCUGUGCUCGCGGCUCAAGGCCACGCCCUGCGACCGCCCCGCCCCGCCCACCGCCGGACUCUCACACGACAAAUGGGAGAUCGACCCGGGCGAGUUGGUCCUGCUGGAGGAGCUCGGCGCGGGCCAGUUCGGCGUGGUGCGGCGCGGGCGGCUGCGCGGUCGCAUCGACACCGCCGUCAAGAUGAUGAAGGAGGGCACCAUGUCAGAGGACGACUUCAUAGACGAGGCCAAAGUCAUGAUGAACCUAAAGCACGAUAAUCUAGUGCAACUGUACGGAGUGUGCUCCAAACACCGGCCGAUCUACAUAGUGACAGAGUAUAUGCGGCACGGCUCCCUGUUCAACUACCUGCGACGCACCGCGCCCGACCAGCUGGGCCCGGCCGUGCUGUUAGAUAUGUGCAUACAGGUGUGUAGAGGAAUGGCGUAUUUAGAAAAACAUAAUUAUAUACAUCGAGAUUUAGCUGCUAGAAAUUGUUUGGUUGGCGAUGCACUAGUCGUAAAGGUCGCAGACUUUGGCUUAGCACGAUACGUUCUAGAUGACCAAUACACGAGUUCGGGAGGUACAAAAUUCCCCAUCAAAUGGGCGCCGCCUGAAGUCCUCAACUACACGCGGUUCUCGUCUAAAUCCGAUGUCUGGGCUUUCGGUGUGCUAAUGUGGGAAGUGUUCACAUGUGGCAAGGUGCCGUACGGUCGCAUGAAAAAUUCCGAAGUAGUAGAGAUGGUUCAAAGAGGACAGGUGCUGGAAAAACCAAAAGGCUGUUUAAACGAAAUAUAUAAUGUGAUGAAGGCGUGCUGGCGGCAUCUGCCGGAGGAGCGGCCGGCGUUCCGCGCGCUGCGGGAGGAGCUGUCUGCGGUGGCGGCGGCCGUGCUGGCGGACUGACUGCGCCUGCUGCUCGCCCUGCUGCGCCCCGCCCCCGCGCCCCCCGCCACGCUGCCCCGCGCCCGCCGCGCCCCCCGCACACCCCUCGCCUCCCCGCUCUGAUCUCCCGCUGCCUUGUCGGAUCGACUGCUGACUGACCGCGAAUCGCGAUAGAGCGAGAUGCACAGCGCAAUACUACUCGCCAAGAGUGAGACGGUAGAUCUGUCGCUUUUUCGUGAUGGUGUGGUAAUCUGUCAAAUGAUUUCGCUGCUAUCACAUCGACCGCCAAGAAAGCGAUAGAGCGAGAUGGAACGUGAAGCGUUAUCGUUUGAAGUGUGAGACAGUAGAAUUUUCUGUUUGUUUGAUUGCGGCGGCGGUGCGCUAACGGCGUUUAUGACAGGAAUAUGGCACAAGAUGUUAUUUUACGUCUCCCCAGCUACCCCGGUACGGGCGACAAGCGGCAUUAUUAUGCAUUUUCUCGGCACGCCCCACAGCAGUCAUGAACACUGAUUAAAGGUGGGACCAAUUUCUUGAAAUCUGUUUUUUUCGCGUAAAAAUUCGCGUGUGAACUUGUCGUUUCUGCGGAAAGUUACUCCACACCAUUUAAUGUUACUUCAAGAAUCAAGAUAAUGUGGCCCCACCUUUUAUUGUACAAAAUUGUGUUGCUGCGAAAUCGAAGGUUUAUUACUUCAACAUUACCGAUCACCUACUUAAAUAUAUUUCUGCUUCAAAACCAUUUAACAGUCCACAAAUUGGCAACAAGAUAUUAAGGCUACCUGUGAUAUUGCAUUCCAAAACAAUAACAUUUUAUUUGUUAAAUGUGCUAAUUAUUUCUUACGAACCCCAAAAUAUACAUGAAUUUAGACCGUUCUAAAUAAUAAAAGCAUUCGGAUACAAGUUUUUUUACAUAGAAUAUGUAGUCAGUUGUCGAUCAUUUUGUGCUCCCGGUGUUUUUCAUAUUUUUACAUAUUAUAUGGGUAUAGAGAGAAUGGUUGAUAAUAUGAAAUACGUGAAUGGUUUGUAAAAUGUUUUGUACGACUUUUUAAAUAAUGCUCACAACGAGGUAUAGGUAUAAAUUUAACGUAAUUUAAAACACACGCACUAACACCCGUACUUGGCGUCUUUUUGUACGAUUGACACGAUGGAUGAUAAAAUAAUAUUUUUGUAAUCUCAAGCUCAGCUAGUCAUUUCAAACUGAGUUUAAAUUUGAUUAUGUAACAACGAAUUCACUCGGACCAUUCCAUUUUUGUAUGAUAUUAUAUCGGAAGAAAAUUCAAUAACCGCAUGGCAAUAAUAGGAUCUCAAAGCAAUACAUAUUAUGCUUGAACCAGCCUUUAGUAAUUGGAGUAACUGAAUGGGAAACCAGUAUUUUUGUAUGUGAACAUAAGUACAACCUUUAGGGCCCAUAGGCGGGAGUCGUAGGUCACUACUCACUAGAUAUUCAUAGUAUUGGGUAAUGUCAAUUCAGAAGGAACCAUAUCAGUUUAUUUAUAGUUCUCUAUAAUGGAUUAGGUCCUGUAAGAUUCCAUUUGCUGACUUAGGGCUCAUUUAACACCUUUUCCGAUGUAACUUGCUCCUUAGACAAAAGUAAUCAUGUAGUUAUCUGAUUGUAUAUAGUUUAGUUUAGCCCGGUUAGUAUUAGCUAUGGUAUAUUAACAUAUUAGACGCAGAACUUAUCUCAUUUGAUUAAUCCUGUAUUAUAAUUGUUGUAUUUUAUAUUUAAAAACACAGUCUCAGGAAUAAGCUAAUUUUUAAUUUGUGUUAAGUUGGUGUUAUUUUUAUUUGGAACUGCCACGAAAAUGUUACUCGAUUAUUUUAUAGUUUAGUCACAAUAUAUUAAAUGUACCAUCAAAGAAAUUGACUCAUAGGCCGUUACCUAUCUUCGUCACUUGAUAGGGCUAAGACAUGUCAAUGUUACUUGUAAAUUACAAUUUGUAAUCCGUUCGCUGUGCUUGACAUAACACGACCAAAUAACGUAAGUCCGCCCUCUGCCUAUAUGACUCAAUUUCUCUAGUAAUACUAUACAAAAUAAUGUAUGUAAGUAUAUUCUGACUUUAACAAAGUCGUUGAAUUGACAUAAAAAUCUGAGGAAUUGAUAAGAAAACUGCUCGAAAAUGCUGCAUUAUCACUUGUAAUUUUAACACAUUAUAUUUUGUAUCAUAUCAAUCUAAUCUGAUAGAAUAACAUGUCAAACAUAAGGCAUUGUAAGAAUCAGUAUAAAAUGUUGAGACUUGAGUUAUAAGUAUAACGUACAUAAUAUUAGGUUAUAAUAUUGUAUACAUGUAUAUUGUUACAUAACAUUUUAUCAUAAAAUUUGCGAGCUAUUUCGUACGUUAUUUGAAAGUUAAAACAACCAGCCUGUUUACCGUCCACUGCCAGAAAAUAGAAUGAUCUUUAUUUUUAAUUAAUUUCAGUAUAUUUUGAUUAUUAAAUUAGUGUAUUAUAGGAUCUCCUCGUUAUUUAAAUUUGGAACAUGACGACAUUCCUGUUUGGGCACAUUGUUAGAAAUAUUUUGUGUGAUUAUAACUCCUAGUCAUAUUGUAACUGUUACGGCUUGCAAACAAUGUCACCUUUAUUCUAUGGUACUUUUAAACCACUAUUGACUGUGUGGCUGGAGAUUUUCGCUUAAGUAUAUUUUUUUAUCCUUAAA